Castor canadensis (American beaver) is the source of this 3013-nucleotide messenger RNA. RefSeq names its product interleukin 2 receptor subunit beta (gene Il2rb). Gene Ontology annotation, cellular component: membrane; external side of plasma membrane. Gene Ontology annotation, molecular function: interleukin-2 binding; cytokine receptor activity. NCBI's taxonomy places the organism in Eukaryota, Metazoa, Chordata, Mammalia, Rodentia, Castoridae. The record is from RefSeq and is a predicted model, not a curated record. Gene Ontology annotation, biological process: cytokine-mediated signaling pathway; immunoglobulin mediated immune response.
UGCUGGCCCCAGCAGCUGUCUGCUACCUGGGCUGCCGAGCGGAGAUGGCCGUGGACCUGGCAGCAGAGAGGACCAGAGGGAGCUCGAAGUCACACUCCCAUGCCUCAUCCAGGGCUUUCUUCUCCCGCUCUAACCUGUGGCUGUGAUGGCAGCCCCGUCUUUGUCCUGGUGUCUGGCCCUGCUCAUCCUCCUCCUACCCCUGGCAUCCAUGGCUGUGAAAGACCCUUCCCAGCUCUCCUGCUUCUACAACUCAAGAGCCAACAUCUCCUGUGUGUGGAGCCUGGAGGGGGGUCUGCAGGCCACAGCCUGCCACAUCCACGCCCAGUCGAACAGCCGGCUGUUUUGCUCUGAAAGGCCCUGGAACCUAACCUGUGAGCUGCUCCCGGUGACUCAGGCGUCCUGGGCCUGCAACCUGAUCCUCGGAUCCCCAAACUCCCAGAAGCUGACCUCAGCUGACCUCGUCAACAUAAGCGUGAUGUGCUGGGAAGGGGAGCGAUGGCGGAUGGUGGUGACACAGGACUUCAGGCCUUUUGAAAACCUCCGCCUGCAGACGCCCACCUCCCUGCAAGUGAGCCACGUGGAGAGUCACCGAUGCAACAUCACCUGGCACGUCUCGCAGAUCUCACACUACAUUGACCGAGACUUGGAGUUUGAGGUCCGGAAAAGGUCCCCAGGCCACAGCUGGGAGGAGGCCCCCGUGCUGAGCCUAAAACAGAGACAGCAGUGGAUCCAGUUGGAGAUGCUCGACCCCAACACCCCAUAUGAGCUUCAGGUGCGGGUCAGGCCCCAAAGAGGCGACCACAGCGUCUGGAGCACCUGGAGUCAGCCACUGGCCUUCAGGACCAGGCCUGCAGACCCUGGGAAGGUCCCGGAGCUGCCUUGGUUCGGCCACUUCACCCUGGGCCUUGGCGUUGUUGUCAGCUUUUUGAUCUCCGUCUACUUCUUGGCCAAAUUCAGGCACAUUGGGCCCUGGUUGAAGAAAGUUCUAAAGUGUCACAUUCCAGACCCUUCCGAGUUCUUUCCCCAGCAUGGAGGAGACGUUCAGAAGUGGCUCUCGUCGCCCUUGCCCUCGUCCUCCUUCAGCCCUGCCGGUCUGGAGCCAGAGAUCUCUCCCGUGGAGGUGCUGGACAGAGAUGCCAAGGCCACGCAGCUCCUCUUGCUGCAGCAGGACAAGGCAUCGCCACCCUUACCCUCGCCCAGCAGCUACUCCCAGACCAGCUGCUUCACCAACCAGGGCUACUUUUUCUUCCACCUCCCAGAUGCCUUGGAGAUCGAGGCCUGCCAGGUGUACUUCACCUAUGACCCCUGUGCAGAGGAGGAGCCUGAGGAGGGUGUGCCCAGGCUGCCUACGGGGUCUCCCCUCCCAUCCCUGUUGCCUGGGUCUGGAGAAUAUGAUGCCUACUGCACCUUCCCCCCUGGGGACGACCUGCUGCUUUUCUCUCCCAGUCUCGUUGGUGGCUCAAGUCCUCCACACACUGCCCUUGGGUGUAGUGGGGCCCAUGAAGAGAGGCUGCCCUCUGCCCUGCAGGAGGGAUGCCCCCGAGACUGGGGCCCCCAGCCUCUGGGGCCUCCUGCCCCUGCAGUCCCUGGCCUGUUGGGUUUGCAGUCGCCUGUGGAGCUACUGUUGGGAGAGGCUGGGGCAGAGGUUCCUGUUCCCCACCCUGGGGAGGGGGCUGGUCCCCCUGGGACCAACCCUCCUGGGCAGGGCCAAGGCAGGGUCCCUACCUCUGGCCGAGCUCUGAACACUGAUGUCUAUCUGUCCCUCCAAGAACUCCAGGCUCAGGACCCAGCUCACCUGGUGUAGACAGGUGGCCAGGGGUGUGAAGCAGGUGGCUGCUGGCUGAAGCACCAGUCCUGAGGAGGACCUGUUGAGGCCUCCAUCCUUGAGGACGGUUCACAGCUGGGGAAACUCUGUGACAGCUGCCUCUGGUCGUCUCCACCCAGAUGGCCCCCCACCCAGUCCUACCCACUCAGCCCCGCACUGUUAAAGAUCACUUGUUGCUUCUUGGCCCCACAGCCCACACCAGGAGCUGGGGCUGGGCAGGGGGAGGUUUAAUCAUGGAGUCCUGUGAAUUUUGUCUCUGAAACAUGACUCCUUUCCCACCUGAAGAUGUGAGCCAGCAUCAGUCACCAUGGCUCUCUAGGGGCCUUCACUUUGCCCUCCUCACUGGACUUCCUGCUUCAGUUUCACCCUCUCCCACCCACCUUCACAAGGCAUCUAGUGCAUGCACUCCAAACUCAACAUGGCCACGCUCCUCCUCUGCUGAAAACCCGGCCAUGGCUCCCUACUACCCUUAGCACCACUUCCUGACCUGGCACCUGCCCCUCCAGCAUCACGUGAGGACAUCCCCUGUGGAACCCUCACAAGGCUACUACUUACUGAGCCUGCCCAGAGCUUUUGCAUGUGUCAUACCCUGUGCCUCUCUGUGACAAGUCUCCCUUGUAUGUCAGUUUGGCACCCCUGGAGGGAAAGGCUGCCUCCUUAAAGUGCCCAAAUUUGCAGAUUCAGUCUGGAGAAGUCUCUCCAGGGCAGCUGGAGAAAGAGGUCCUGUCACUUCUCCCCCAGUGGCUCCUGACUUCAGAAUUCUUGGCUCAAGUGUGGACACAAAUCCUCUGAAGACGGCUCGCUUCGGCAGCACAUAUACUAAAACUGAAACGAUACAGAAAUCCAGAGAAGAGGAAAAUGGUCCCUGUGCAAGAAUGACAUGCAAAUUCGUGAAGUGGUCCAUAUUUUUAAGCACGAUAUAUUUAUAGGUAAAAUACCAAGGCAAAAUCCCCACGGAGAAAUGAACAGACUCCUAAACGACGAAGGCUAGGAAUCUAAAAUGGGUCGUGUUAAGGGGAGGGCGCUAGCAAGGGGGGCAGGGCAAAUGUGUACUUUCUGCACAAGAAUGAAUAUGGAGCAUUGAGACCAGUCAAAGUCACCUUAAGAAGGAGAACGGGGGAGGAGGGAGAAUAAUGGAGGGAUGAACCAAACUGUGGCAUAAUAUAUGUACAUAUGGAAAUGUCACAA